Molecule: messenger RNA, 6240 nt
Organism: Camponotus floridanus (Florida carpenter ant)
Lineage: Eukaryota; Metazoa; Arthropoda; Insecta; Hymenoptera; Formicidae
Gene: Fas2
Product: fasciclin-2
Exons: 11
Coding region: 32-2764 (910 amino acids)
Biological process (GO): cell-cell adhesion
Cellular component (GO): membrane
Molecular function (GO): protein binding
Source: RefSeq, a predicted model, not a curated record
CCCCGAAGGCGUUACGCGAAGCGAAGCGACCAUGGGCGCCGAGACGACGUCGCUCUGCCUCUCCGUCUUGUGUAUUUACGUGAUGACGGCGCCGCCGCCACCCCCGCCGUCGCCGGCGACGACGUCGUCUCGUCCCCCCCGCGUGGCUUACGCGAAGAACGAGACGCAUCCUCACCUGGAGAUCCUGCCGAGCGGCGAGACGCAGACGAAGCCGAUCGGCUCCAGCAUCAUUCUCACGUGCAAACCGAAGGCAGUCGACCCGAGUCUCGUCAACCAGAUGGAAUGGCUGGACCCGCAGAAUCGCACGAUCGAGUCCCUCCAACUGGUCGUCUUGCCGCUCGAAAGGACGCACACGGGUAUCUCCAAGCCUGCCAUGUACACCGAGAAGCACCAGGAGGACCACAGUCUGUCUCUCUUCUUUAAUUCUCUGCAGGAGGAGCAGGCCGGAAAGUACACCUGCAAGGGUAUUUAUGCGGAUUCCCAGUUCUUGAACAAGUCCGUGACAAUCGAUACCAUUAUUGGGAUCACGUGGGACAACGCGCCGCCAAAUCAAUAUCCCAUUCUCGGAGAAGACUUUUCUAUUAUGUGUAAAGUACGAGCUAGGCCUUCGCCAUCGGUCGAUUGGCUUUAUAAUGGGGAACUGAUAAAGACAAACGACCAUUAUAUCAUAAACGCUUACUCCUUGACGAUCUCGAAGGUACAGGAAUCCGAUGAUGGCAUAUACACUUGUCGCGCGUCGGUGCAGACCACGGGAGAAUUGCAAGAGCGACUUAUCCGCGUUGAGGUGCACACGCGACCGUCCAUCGAGGAGAUUUCUAGCCCGAUAGACCUCGUCGAGGGCGAGAAUGCGAACAUCGAGUGCAAAGCCAUCGGCAAGCCGUCUCCAACGUUCAGCUGGAUCAAGACUCUCACUAAGCAAAAUCUCUCCAUCACCGAUCGCUUUGGGGUCGAUCCGAUCACGGGUGUGCUCACCAUCAUCAACGUGAACCGCGAGGACUCGGGCGAGUACCAGUGCAGAGCGGGAAACGCCGCUGGCAUAGCCACCGCCAACAUCCAGGUGAACGUGAUCGUCAAGCCCAAGAUCAUGGAGUUCCUGAACAAGACCGUGGUGCAGCACAACGACACGGACAUCGUGUGCAAGGCCUUCGGCCGGCCGCCGCCCGUGGUGGUCUUCAGGAAGCUCACGGCCGACAGGCAGUACCAGAUGGGCUCUCAGCCGCAGGACAAUCGGCUCAUCAUGACGAACAAGGUGAACGAAGCGUCCUGGGAGACGAUCGGCAUCCUGUCGAUCCACAACGCUAUCAUCAAGGACGAUGGCCUGUACGAGUGCGUGGCCAAAAACAUGGGCGGCGUCGCUUACAAGAACGGUCACCUGACAGUCGAGUACCCGCCCACCUUCCGUAACAUGGCAAACAUCACGAUCUACUCGUGGGAGCAGCGGCCGGUGAAUCUUACCUGCACCGCCGAAAGCAUACCGAACGCGACGAUUUACUGGGAGAAGCACAACGAAAAAAUCGAAGGCGACGACGCGAUCCGGGUGAUUGGCAGCGGACCGACCUCCACUCUCGAGGUAUAUCCGAAGGAUUACAGGUAUUAUACCAUUUACAAAUGCAUCGCCACGAAUCUUCAUGGGUCGCGAAAACACUUGAUCGAGCUGAAGGAGGCGAAGAGGCCGAGUGAACUCUUGAACGCCAAAAUUAUCGAGCAAACUGCCACGUCGAUGAAAUUCGAUCUGGUACCACCGAUGUCUCCUGAUCUACCCAUCGAAACCAUCAGCGUCGAAUACAGGAUAUAUCCUUUGCAGAAUUGGAAUCAGGCGCAAAACAGGACGUGGUCUGUCGGUUCCCUCUACGUCGUCGAUAAGUUGAAGCCGUUGACGAAUUACGAGUUUCGCUUCGCGGCGAGGAACGACGUCGGUCUGAGUAACUGGGGCACCUACCUCCAACAGACGACGCCUAGCAAGACGGUGCCGAACGAGCCCAAGAUCUUGACUGCGUCCGACGCCAAGUACGAGCAGUCGACGUUCAAUAACCAGUACGAGCUCAGCUGGCUGACGCCACCCGACAACGGCGAGCCCAUCGACAUGUAUCGUAUCAAGUACUGCCAGACAAGACAGGUCUCGGGCGAAUGGGAGGUGUUGAACGACACCUGCCUGGAGGACAAGUCCCAGCAGGGUAGGACGAGGCAUUAUCUGAAGGGCCUGAGCUCCGAUACCUUUUACAGGGUCGAGCUGCAGGCUCACAACAUUAUGGGCUACAGCAAGGCUGGAGUCGCCACAUUCAGGACGAACAGAGGUACAGACGCGAGCGUCCUGCAGCAUCAGGGCCCGUUGCUGACGAGCGGGGCCGUGAUCGGUAUUGUCGUGGCGAUGAUAUUCAUCGUCUUCAUCAUCAUCGAUUCCAUCUUCUGCUGCGUGCGCAAGACAGGAAUCAUUUUCAUUAUAUGCGAGCGAUCUCGGCGGAAACCAGUCGACGAGGAGGAUGCAAAGCUCGGCAGUCUUUACGGUUGGCGGUUUCCGUUGCCGUAUUGCGACCAAAAAAUGGCCAAUGUCGCCGGGGUCACGGCCAUCCAAGACUCGGGUAGUGGAAAAAGUACCAUUAGAUUGGUCAAACACACUGCCAUAGACGAGAAGGAGCCGCUGAAGGAGGAGAAGAAGAUCACGCCGAUCAUCGACUCCGGGUUGCGCCGGGAGACCUCCAUCACCUUCGACGGCAAGAGGUCCAUCUCCAAGACCGGCUUCGUCGGCAAGGACUCGGCCGUCUAGAUAUUCUUCCGGCGUACUAGAUUGUAAAUCCCUUUCCGGAAAGCGCGGCGCGCGGUUUCCGACUAAAGUGUUCUCGAAAAAAAAAAAAUCCAGAAAUAAAAACGGAAAACUUAAACGAAGAGGAAAACGCGCAGAGCGGAUCGUCGGUCGGUCGUUCGCGAGCUUGACAAAAAGACGAGACGGAGGUUUCAGCGAGUCGCUCGCCCGGAAUUUUGCCCGAAGCGGGGGGGUGGAAGGGGGGUCCCUCUCUCGCCCCCCCCUCUCCCGGUUGCGCUUUCUCAGCUCUGCUUUUCGCGAUUUCACGGUCGCAGCCCGACCCGCCUCUCCUUCUCCCCUCUCGACGCCUCUUACCUCGUGUACCGCCUGUUCCUACAACACCCUCGUGGAUCCCUCUCGGAAGCGCUUCCCGCGUUUAUUGGCGAACUUGCCCUCCGCCGAACACUUUGUCGCAAAGUUCCCACCGCGCGUCUAAUUUCGAAGGCAGGCCAAUAAAGGGGGGGGAGAGAGCGAGCCUCGGAAAAUCUGACAUUUCGGGCCGUUGAACGAAAUUCCCUUUAGGAUUUCAAUCGCAGUUAUAAUUAAUUAUUAUGAUUAUAAUUGAUUAAUCAUCGCAAAGGUAAUGUUGAAAGACGGACGAGGGAAUUUUGAGCUUGAAAUCCGAAAUGUCGGGCGUUCGGAAGGUUUGCCUCUCCCGUGAAUAUAAAAAAAAAAAAACAGCCUGUUUUUACCCCGUCGGUGUACUCGCCGAAGCAAGGAAGGAGUACGGAUAAUCGAUAGCUUACGAAGACGAAAAGUGCAAAGUGAACAAGAUGUAGUGAUUGUUUUUUAGGAGGAAGCUGUGAACAUAAUUGUAAACUUAGCAAAGGAAAACGAGGAGUAGGUAGAUCGCUUGCGCGAGAAGAAGAAGCCGGCAAGAGGAAUGUACAAAACAGAUAAGAAAAGAGGAAAAUAAUUCGUCGUGAAAUUGAUAGAGGCCGAUUUAGUGAUGAACGCUUCGAGGCACCUUUUAGAUUGUCACAGUCUAGUACGCUGGAUAGUAUCGUCCCUUUGUAGCGCGCGACUUUAAGAAAGUCGCGCGAGAAGUCGUACUCUGUUGCGCUUAAAAGAGAUGGAGGAAAGACGCACCACAUUCGGAAGGAAAAUAUCGCAUUUAAGGAGUGCAGCUCUGCGAAAUGUCAGGCAACUUCGAUUGUCUCAUCGCUAUUAAAAGAAUCUUUUCUUUUUUUAUUCUUCAAACAUUAUCGUUAACUUGGUCGAGAGUUGCGAGAGGUUUGUUUCGCAGUCAUGCGAGAAUUUGAGGGAAUGCAAAUGUUCUCCAGUAGUGUUGAAAGAAUCGAGGUAUCCUUGGAUGGUAGGGAAAAUGGAGAAAGCGGAGAGUCAGAUUUAUAGUCGUCAAUCUUUUUUUUUUCAAGAUUAAUAACAAGGUAUGUUGAAUCGCCGCAUUUAUUUCGGGCGACUUUCAAGUUCGAAAACGUUGGAAACUUGACCGAAAUAAAAAGGGUCCCUCUCCAUUUUCGGCUAUCUCGAAGAGAAGAUGAGCGUUGCUCUUGUAUAUCCCGCGAGCGUCAACAGAGAGACACACUCCCUGUCUCUCCCCUUUCUUAAACGAAGAUGUGCUCGGUUUUGCGGCCACCUUCGACAACUGUACAUAAGCCUCUUGAACAAUCUAUUAUCUCUCUUCCCUCUCGCUCAUACCUCAUUCCGUGUCUUUCGAUUAGCUUCCGAAGCUCUACGCACUAUUAUCCGACAUCUCCGACUCCGCGAUUGUAACGUUGCAAAUCCUUUGCAUGUUUUUUUUUUUUUUUAAUCCCUUCUUAAUCCAAAGACUGAUUCUUUUAUAUGCCAAAUCGAUGGAAUGUUGUUCAAGCAGCUCAAGAUAAAUAUCAAUUUUCUCCCCAUUUCCCUCUAUUCAGUAUCGUUAUGCGCGUGUUCUUGUUAAGUCUUACAAUCGAUGUAUGUGUCCGCUAUAGUUAUGAGUGAAUUCCUACUUAAAUCUCGCGUAUCCCCGUCAUUCGUGCAUUUAAUCGCGAUUGUAUUCGUAUAUUUACGUCUUUUACUCUGAGUGAGAAAAGCUCUCAAUUCAUUUUUUUUUGUUUAAUCGUGAUAAUUUAAAAUAUAUGUUUCUUGUGACGUUAUAGUUACCUUGCGACGUGCGCAAGAACGGCCCACUUUUCAUUCUUAAAUGUCUCUUGCUUUUUUUUACUUUAUUUUUCUUCUUUUCUUCUUCCUCUUAUUGUUUAGAAAAUUCCAGUUUUUUUUCUGUUAAGAUAAAAAAAUAUCUUUUUAGUAUAAAAUUGACGCGACGUCAUGGAAUGAGUAGGAUAAAUGAUUGGGCGGUUCUUGCGACACUAGACUUGUAUUGCAGAAGUCAAUAUGAUUAUCGUGUUGCGAUCAUUCGUAUUCGUAACAGGAAGCCGAAACGUUAUUAAACAAUCGAAUUAUGAUAGACUUCUGACGCGGAGAUCUCGAUGUAUUUACCUUGACAUUAAAAAAAAAAAGUCUCUCUGAAUAUGUAUGUAUAGUUUAAUGAAAUGCAGGUGGCAUUUACCAAGUGACAGGUAUGGAAAAGCUUGCCAAUCGGGUUUUCUCGGUCAGUCAUCCGAGUGCGAGGAAUGAAUAUCGGAAAAGCUGCCAUAUAUACAAUUAAUUAUAUCCGAUUAUAACGAGUAAAGGAACAAAAAAAAAUUACACUCUCUCUUAUCGUAAUAUUUAAGAUGGCUUUUGCAGAAAGAAACGCAGUUAAAAAUGUGAUAAGUUUUUGUAAAUGCUUGUAAACGUUUUCCCUUAAAACUGUAAGAAGUAUAAAUCUUAAGAAAGAGAGUCUUGAUAGUAGGUUUAGGGAAUAUUGUGCGCGAGCACGGAAAGCGUGUUCCCUCGCGAAAAGUGGAUAGAUUUGUCCGAGAAAUAAAGAAGCAUGCGCUCCAUCGGAUCACUGUGCGUUCAAGUGCAAUGGACUUAACCGAAUUUCGACAUUUUUUACCAACUCUGCGAAUUUCAAUGGAAGAUUUUAGCAAUGCUGCUUAGCAUCUCAAGUGUAAGAUAUUCUCCAGCGCUUCCUGAAAUUAGAAAGGAAUUAUGUUAUCGAAAUUAAACUCGACUACAUUAGUUAUGUUCGUCAUCCAAAGUGCAAUUUUCACAUUGCACUUUCAUGCAGAAUCUAAUGUAAAGCGAAAGAGUGAAUUUCCGUCAUUAGGAUAUUGCAUCUUGCACGUCUAAAAUUGAUUGCUUCAUGUACGCGAACACGCUUUCCGUGCGAGUAGCUUUUUUACAUAAGACAAUUUGCCAAAUACCAUAGUACUUAUUAGCACGUAAGAGUCAAGGAAUACAUAUAUAAAAAUAUAUAUAUAUAUAUAUAUUAUACAUGAGAAUGAUAUAUAUGUAUAUGGAAGGAGAAAUGAGAGCCGCAGAAUUCGCGCGGCACUUUGCAUCGGCGAGCGAGACGCAUCACCGUUUCUAGCACACCUAGCUAUUUUGUA